Messenger RNA from Lotus japonicus, 2521 nucleotides. Its product is annotated as exocyst complex component EXO70B1-like. The record is from RefSeq and is a predicted model, not a curated record. Lineage: Eukaryota; Viridiplantae; Streptophyta; Magnoliopsida; Fabales; Fabaceae. Gene Ontology annotation, molecular function: phosphatidylinositol-4,5-bisphosphate binding. Gene Ontology annotation, biological process: exocytosis. Gene Ontology annotation, cellular component: exocyst. The transcript has a single exon. Bases 117 to 2159 code for a protein of 680 amino acids.
GAGAAGAAACUAUUGAUUCUCCUGAGUCUUCGCAUUUUGUGAAACGCUUCUUGUUUUCUGUCAUUUUUCCCUAUUCUCUCCAUAGGUGGAAAACCAUAACCGUCGUAACAACCAUCAUGGAGAAUAAAAACACCGCCGACGACGCUUCUCAUUCUCCCGCCGAGGCAGAACCGGCAUCGUCACCGCCACCUCCGUCGAAUCAGGAGGGAGAUCAGGCGGUGGAGGAGGAGGAGAAGAAGGAAGAGGUUGAUGACGAUGACGUGAAGUCUCCUCCGCCGAGUCUUGAUAAGGUUUCAGAAGAGAUAGAUCAAUGGCUCGCGACUCCAUUGAAGGAAGGUGAUGACAAUGCUGAGGAGGGAGAGUCGUCGUUUGAGGUGCCUGGUUCCGUGGAGAAGUUUCUGGAUCUGGUGGAGGAGAAGAUAGCGAAGUAUGAUGCGGGAGCAGGGAAAGCUAAAUGGGGAGAGGUUGCGGAGGAAGAUUCGUGGUUGUUAGAAACCGUCGAUCGGGUUUCUAAGCUGAUGAAAACGCUGUCUGAUCAUGUUCAUGAGAACUCAGAGGAGAAGGAGAAUAAUGGGAAGAGAAGCUCGCUUGUGAACCGCACCGGCAUGAUUCAACAGCGUGCCAUGUCGGUUUUGGAGGAGGAUUUCCGGUGGUUAUUGGAAGAAUCUAGAGCCCCAACCGAAUUGGAUCACGGCGAGAAUACUGAUCCCAAAGGGAAGCAGCAACAACAAGAAAAGUCGGAUCAGGAUCCUGAUUUUUUUCUUCAACUCAAGGUGACGAAUUUCCCGGGUUAUUCAGAGGAGACGAUUGUUAGCCUGAGCAAGAUCGCCGGCGCAAUGCUCUCCGGCGGUUACGAAUCGGAGUGCUGCCAGGUGUACAUCAUGGCGAGGAGGAACGCGUUUGAGGAGAUUCUGGUCAACCUUGGCCUGGAGAGGAUCAGCAUUGACGAGAUGAUCCAGAAGGUGCAGUGGGAGGCCAUGGCGAGAGACAUGAUCCCUGCAUGGAUCAAGACGUUCUGGCAGUGCGCCACCGUGUUCUUCCCCGGUGAGAAGAGUCUCGCCGAGGCAGUGUUCCCCGAGCAUCCAUCUGUUGCGGCGGGGCUCUUCAGCAACCUCUCUCGUGGCGUGGUCAUCCAGCUCCUCAACUUUGCAGAGGGAGCUGCGAUGACCAAGCGUGCGGGAGAGAAGCUCUUCAAGCUCUUGGACAUGUAUGAGACGUUGGGCGAUGUGAUCCCGAAGUUCCAUGGGCUCUUUCCAGAAGAGUCUGAGGAAGAGCUGAAGACGGAGAUGAGCCUUGCCAAGUGCCGGCUUGGCGAGGCUGCGAUCUCCAUCUUCUGCGACUUCGAGAAUUCCAUCAAGACAGAGACCGUCAAGACUCCGGUCCCGGGCGGAGCCGUGCACCCGCUCACGCGCUACAUCAUGAACUACCUCAUCAUAGCAGGGGACUACAAGGAAACCCUAGAGCAGGUUUUCAAGGAGCACUCCAAAAUUGAGCGUGCGGAUUCCACCAGCAGGUCAUUCCACGAUCAAAAUGGCGUCGUUGUUGACACCACCACGGAGGAGUUGUCACCGUUCGCGGCUCAGGUGAAGAGGGUGAUGGAGCUUUUAGACUCAAGCCUGGAGGGGAAGGCGAGGUUGUAUCGUGACAUAGCUUUGAGCAACUUCUUCUUGAUGAACAAUGGUCGGUACAUUCUUCAGAAGAUAAAGGGGUCGACGGAGAUGAGCCAGGUGAUGGGGAACACGUGGUGCAGGAAGAGGUCGUCAGAGCUGAGGAACUACCAUAAGAGCUACCAGAGGGAGACGUGGAAUAGGGUGCUGACGUGUCUGAGACAUGAAGGGCUGAACGUGAAUGGUAAGGUGCAGAAGCCGGUGCUAAAAGAGAGGUUCAAGAGCUUCAACAUGUUGUUUGAUGAGAUCCACAGGACGCAGAGCUCGUGGGUGGUGAAGGACGAGCAGCUUCAGUCGGAGCUGAGGGUUUCAAUAUCGGCAGUGAUUAUUCCGGCGUACAGAGCGUUUGUGGGGAGGUUUGCGCAACACUUGGACCCUGGGAGGCAGACAGAGAAGUAUAUAAAGUAUCAGCCUGAGGAUAUAGAGAGUUACAUUGAGGAGUUGUUUGAGGGAAAGGCGCCUCACCAGUCCACUGGUAGAAGAAAAACAUAACCCUCUAUUACAUAUAUGUGAUCAUAGUUUUAUUUCUUAUUUCAUAUUUACUUUUUGUCUUUUGAAAAAAUGAUGAAGAGGAGGAGGAAGAAAAGAGGGUGAGGAAGGAGAAGCCAUGCAGUGCAUGUACACGUGCGUGCAUGUUGUAAUGAAGUUGCUUCCACAUAUGGUUGUCUUAUUUGUUUGUUGUCGAGGGACUAGAAAAGGUUGGGUCUCGUAGAAAUUUGCUACUUUUGUUUGUUGAGCAAGAGCUCGCUUUUGUUUGGACACAGAGGAUAAUGUUGGGUUAGUAUGUUAUGGCCAUGGGCCCUCUUGUGUUCCAAUCUUGAAAUCAUGACCUUCUUUUUUUUCAUUGUUUUCAA